Messenger RNA from Triplophysa rosa, 3908 nucleotides. RefSeq names its product dynein axonemal assembly factor 2 (gene dnaaf2). Gene Ontology annotation, cellular component: cytoplasm. Bases 2065 to 3903 code for a protein of 612 amino acids. Lineage: Eukaryota; Metazoa; Chordata; Actinopteri; Cypriniformes; Nemacheilidae. The record is from RefSeq and is a predicted model, not a curated record. The transcript has 2 exons. Gene Ontology annotation, biological process: axonemal dynein complex assembly.
GUGUGUGUGUGUGUGUGUGUGUGUGUGUGUGUGUGUUAGUACGUGUGCAUAUUGUGUGUGUGGAGUGUUUUGUAUGUGGGUACACUGUAAAACCAAAUGCUCAAAAUAAUCAAACAGAUUAAGUAAUGUAAACUUAAUUUCAUAAAAAAGUUAUACUUACUUCAUUAUUUUAAGUUCCUGAAACACAAUUUUACUUUUAAGUAAAGUAUAAUGAUUCUUUUUGAUUAACUUGAAGUUUUGACUAAAACUUAAAAAAUAUGAUUUUCUCCUUGUUCUAUUUACUUAAUUUAAACAUGUUAAUUCAACACAUUUGGUCGAGAAUAAUUUCCAAUUCCCAGCAUGCUUUGCGUCAGAUUGCAUUAGGAGAAUACAUUUGAAAGAAUAUGAAUAUUUGAUGUGUUUUUCAGUAAAGUUAAAGACUUGUUAGUGUUUAAUGUUCACUUAUCUUAGAUAUUUAGAAGAGUUUGACAUAUUUUUCAGUUUUGUGGUUACCAUUGUUCAGAAGAGUGGUACAUGUGCUUAGGCUGUGGGAGGUUAAAGCACAGCUAUGACGUGAAUUGCAACAUUCAAUGAGCAUUAACUGUACUAAUAAUUAACCAGUACUAAGAUGUCUCUCAUCUUACUUGCUCAUUGUAUUUUGAUUUACAUGCAGUAAGUCUGUAUUGAACUCAUGUAUGACAACAAAAACGUACCAAUAAGACUAAUAAAUGUCGAGUUUAGUUAACAUAAAAUUACAGACAAAAUUUUGUCAUUUCAACUUAAUUAAUUUAAGUAAAUUUGAAUCAGAAAAGUAGUUAUUUUAGUAAUUUAAACGUUUUUUUUUAAUAAAGUUUAGUUAAGCUUACUUAAUUGAAUCAAGGCAACGAGUUUGCACAAUUUCAUUAAGUAAAGUGAACAAAUUAGUUUUUACAGUGUAUGUCUGUCUUCUGUGUUUUCAACUUUUUCUUGUUUUUGCAGGUACAACUUUAAUUGUUUUGCUUAUAGUCAAUAUGUCUUAUGUACAGCUGCUUUGUAACAAUGAAUAUUGUAAAAAGCGCUAUAUAAAUAAAGUUGAGUUGAGUUAGUUUUUAACACCAUAUUUAUUUAAUAAAACCUUACCAAUUCUUUACAUCCUGCUCAAGUUGCGCUGGCAAAGUUGAUGUAUCGGCUUGAUCAUCUUAAUUUUCCGUAUCAGAUUCGGGCUCGAAUUGAUAUAAGGAAGUACCGAUGACAUUUUAUCACCUGUCAGUACAAUUGCGUGGGAACAUGAUGUUCCGAAUAUGGUAAGAUGCGUUACAUUUCCGUGAAACGCUUGCAGUGUUCGACCAAUCACUACACACUGGUUAACUGGCCAAUCAUAGCACACCUCGCUUUUCAGAGCGAUGAGCUUUGUAAAAAAUCAGCGCGUUUCAGAGAGGCGGGGCAAAGAGGAGAUACAAAAAUGGAAAAUACAGCGUUUUUUAACCUUAAAUCGUGUAAACACAUUGCAUUCCAUCUAAAACAAACGAUAAUAUUAGUUUUAGCCCUGUCAUAUGACCCCUUUAAAUUCUGCCAGCGGGACAUUAAACAUGAAGUGUUUGCGAGAGAACGCAAAAGUUUUGCGAGAUAACGCAAAUAUGUUUGCGAGGGAACGCAAUGUUUCAAAAGCUUUAAAAAAUAUUUUUCUCUUCCCUCUCAUAUUUUUCCCACCGCCAUGUCCCUAAAGGGCUCCGUACAUUUCUUGUUUCUGCUUAAGAUAAACUGCUCCAUAUUGGUUUUGUCACAGGUGAAGAAAAAAACAUGAACAUAUUUAUUAAAAUCAUUUUUAGCACGUAGGCGAUGAAUCAUCAUUAGCUAGUGUUCUAGUGCCGUUCGUUCUUUAUUCAUAAACACCUUUCUUUUGUUUUUGUAAUUAUUGUUAUAAUCAUCAACGUCAAAUUAUUUUAAUAUCAAGGGAUUGACUCGUGACGUCAAAGCUGAUCGAGGUGACGUCUGUCUCUGUUGUUUUAGCCGGUUUCUAUGGUUACAGUCGCAGAGCGCUGUCGUUUUUUAGUCAUUUAACUCGCAACAAAUUAAUAUAGUGUGACCAAACAGUAGUAAAGAACAAUGGCAGCGCUGAAUUUGACACGCGAUGAAGUCAAUCGAUUGAGCGAAGCUCUUAAAGACGAUACUUUCCGUCGGUUGUUGAGUGAAUACGCCGCAGAGAUCUCGAACCCGGACAACAAGAGACAAUAUGAAGAAGACAUCAAACAGCUCGAGGCAGAUCGAGGCAUGCGCGUGCAGUUUAUUCACCCUCAAGCGCAUCACGUAUUAAAGUCGAGCAGCGCUGGCGGGAAAUGUUUCAUUAAUGUGUGUUGCGAUCCGCUGAUCGAUAAACCUUCAUGUGAAGCGGCUCGAGACAGAGACGGUAAUGCGGGUCACAACUGGACUUUACCCCACAGCCUGACACCAGGCAGACCCGAUAGAGACGCCAAAGGAAACGCGUGCGUGAUUUAUGACGCGGUUUUUCAUCCAGAUGCGCUUCACAUGACGGAGAAAAACGCGAGAUUUAUGAAACUCAUCAACAGCACAGCCAUCAGAGGGAUUGAAGACUCUUUCCAAAUUAAACUGGAUAGCAGCACAACAAAGCUGCUGAAGAGCAAGUACAAAGGUGUUCCACAUCCAGCGGUGAUCCGCAAGCCCACAUCUGAAUUUAUGAAACACCAGCAGAGCAAGUGUGAGGAAAAACUGCCGUUUCCAUAUCCAGAUGUGUGCUCCGCUGCAGCUCCUAGUCAAACAGCAUCUUCAUCAUCCAAACAACCCAUAAAACCACAUUACACCUUGAAAUACCGAUCAGUUGUUGAUAUACAAAAUUACAGACACUCUCGAGAUUCCACGUCCAAUGCGCGAGACAUCAUGGUCAUCAUCGAUUUACCGCUGCUCACUUCAGCACGUGAUGUUGAUGUCAGUGUGACGGAGAGACGACUCGUCCUGGAGACUCAAAAACCCUCAUAUAAACUGGAGCUUUCGCUCUCUUAUCCUGUGGAUGAAGAUAAAGGAGAAGCUAAAUUCAACAAAACAACAAAGCAGCUGACAUUGAUUCUCCCUGUUUUACCAGUGAAGAACACUGAAUCACCUCAAAUGACACGUGAUGAUGAUGAAGAUAAAGAGGAGAGAGACUCUGAGGAUAAAGCCAAACUGAUGCAAAAAGAGAAAACACACAAAACCGGACACACAGAAUUAAACGGUGAUAUUUUAACACAAUCCACAAGUGACGGAUUUGGGCAGAAACCUGUUGCAGUAGAAUCGCUGUGUUUAUCAAACAGUUGUGUUGUUGAUGAAACAAAACCACACACAUAUGAUACGAGCAUCAGUAUCAUCAUGAAUCCAACAGAGAGCAGAACCGAGACAGAAGAAACGGAUCAUUUCCCUCACACAUGUGUUGCAGAAAUAAUCCCAGAUGAUGAAGAAAAUCUUUCUGACAUGAACAUCAAUUCACAUGAGAUGACAUCUGUCAGCAACAUCGGCAUCCAUGUGACACCAGAUGAAGAGUUUGUUCAAAAGCAAACACAGAAAACAACAUUUGGGGCUACAGCAGACGAGUCACUGAUGUCACGUGACGUUGGCCAAAUAUAUCAGAAUCCAACGACAAGUAAACAGCCGAACGUCUUCCCAGCACAUGAAGAGCCUCAGAGUUCUUCUGAUUUAACCAAACCGGUGUCACAAAAACCAGAGACCAGAGAAGAGCCAAAUUCUGCACUGAAUCCUGCGAAUGACACGAAUGCCAUCUUAAAUAAGGAAAUCCAGGCCCAAUCAAAGGAACCAGCAGAUGUUGACAAUAAUUCAAAAUCACAUGCUGCAAUUGUGAGAGAAACCAAAUCAGACGGAAGAGAAAUAGUUAUUUGUGAUUACCACACUUCAGCUGCUCUGUGUUUCCAGAACUCUCUGUGUUUUGAUUUGGACUGAUGAGG